Messenger RNA from Rhipicephalus sanguineus (brown dog tick), 2094 nucleotides. RefSeq names its product mitochondrial import inner membrane translocase subunit TIM50. Lineage: Eukaryota; Metazoa; Arthropoda; Arachnida; Ixodida; Ixodidae. The transcript is spliced from 9 exons. Gene Ontology annotation, molecular function: phosphoprotein phosphatase activity. The record is from RefSeq and is a predicted model, not a curated record. The coding region runs from base 11 to 1135 and encodes 374 amino acids.
AGAGUGCAAAAUGGCGGUGGGCCGGGCGUGCAUGUGUUUGUGGCAUGGUCUUAGACCAAAACUUGCGACGCCAGUCCGCAGUGGUCCAUCUCUGUUGAGGAGUUGGUCUUCGUGGUCGCCACCAUCGAGGCAAUCGCACCGAUGGUCUGCUCUUCGCAAGAGAUGGGACUCUAUCCCUGCGUUGCGUCGCGGCCUCGCCGACGCAGGUGCCGGCAGCAGUGGAUCCGGUAGCGGUGCUAGCAGCGGUGCUUCGGGCCGAUCGGCGGACCAAUUUUCUCAGCGAGCCAUGAAAUACACAUUCGUAGCUUUCGGCGCGAUGUUCACCGGUGUCGGUGGUUUCUUGGUUGUCACAUGGGGUGCGCCUCCUUUGGAUGAACAAGGCAAAGAGAUAGAGGAUGAGUUCAGCCACAUGCCUCGCUGGAAAGCCCACCUGUACAGGACGUACAAAGAGCUCCAACUUUACAACAAGAUGAUCAAGGACCCAUCUCGUGACAAGCUUCUACCAGAUCCGCUGACCGAGCCAUACUACCAGCCUCCGUACACGCUAGUCCUGGAGAUGACCGGAGUUCUGGUGCACCCCGACUGGACGUACCAGACCGGCUGGCGUUUCAAGAAAAGGCCUGGCGUGAACCAUUUCCUGCAGCAGGUCGGACCGCCGCUGUUCGAAGUUGUCAUCUACACUUCGGAACAGGGAUUUACGGCAUAUCCUAUCCUGGACACCCUAGAUCCUCAGGGCUACAUCAUGUACAGGCUGUUCCGAGAUGCAACUCGGUACACAGACGGACACCACGUCAAGGACCUCUCCUGCCUGAACCGGGACCUCUCUCGCGUGAUAAUGGUCGACUGGAGCGCUGAGGCGUGCUCCUUACAGCCGCGCAACGCACUGCGGCUACCUAAGUGGGACGGCAGCGAUGACGAUCGCACGCUCAUUGAGCUGGCUCAGUUCCUGCGCACCAUCGCCACAAGUGAGGUGGAGGAUGUGCGGACGGUGCUGGACUACUACAGCCAGUUUGACAAUCCGUUGGAGGCAUUCAAGGAGAACCAAAGGAAACUACAGGCACAAAAGCAGCAGGUGCCCCUUGAGCCAAGCCCCAGCCAACGAUCUUGGGCCAUGGGACUUUGGAAACGGCAGUGAUGGACUGCAGGAAGCAUUGGGCCUUGGACCGUGCACUGUGGACACUUGGACAGUAGUGGUCGGUGCUGCCAGCCGUGUUAGUUGCAUCAAGUGAACGUCGGCAGUGAAGGAGCGUUCGCCAUUUCAUGAAUGAACUGAAUGUAAAAGCAUGCGUCUACUUUGUUGUGUGUGUAACUGCCACUGAAACAAGACUGAGUAGGCGCUCAAGACAGUAUUGCAUGGUGUUCUUUUUUUAACUUUUUUUUUUUUUCGUGUCUGCGUAAGACUUGUAGUGUCCGCUUGUGCAUCAUUGAAUAAGCGCACAGGUGCACGUCUGCACCUAAAAUGCUAUGAAAAAAUGUUUCAAGUUGAAAUUUAUACAAUCUAGCAAAACUUUCUAGAACUGUCUUGUUACGAAUGCGAAGUGUGACAUCAUGCUGCGUUUUGCCCGUUGUAAGAUUUGGUGCUGCAUCAUUAUAAACAACUUGUUCACAGGUCACCCUAUCGAGUGAUUGCUGAAAGCAGCUGCUAGACAUAGUCACUUUGUGUUGUUGGGUCACAUAGGACAUUUACUAAUUUAAACCACAUGCAUCAUUCACGAAGGGUGCCUGUUUGCCAUAUUUAGGGCGAAGUUCAACAAUCUGGGCUAGCAUGAAACUUCUGCAGUGUUUAAGAUGAUGGCACAGAACGUGCAGCAUUGUCCUUGCACAUCUCUGACCAGAGUGAUACACAGUCUAUCAGAAUCUGCAAUACCAAUAUAAGCCCAUUGAUCUACUUGGCCUUGUAUCUUUAUUUUCUUGCUGGAUUCAACCUAAGUGAGGUUGCAUACUUGCACAGAUGUCUGGCGUCAGUUUCUGUAAUUCAAGUUCCACGAAUUGAACUAUUUUCACACGAGUCUGGCACGAUUGCAAUGUAGAGAUGUCUGUACUUCUGUGUAAAUAAAGUGAAUGACAUAAAAAAGUAUCGAAGUGGUAUCGGGG